CAAUGCGGUACUGUAUUUGUAGGUAUUGACUCUUGAGGAAUCAGUGUCUCAGUGUGACUGUGACACACUCAUCCACAUACUUUCAUUUGAGCCACUCUUCUUCUCAGUCCUAACACACACUUUCUCAUCCGAAGAUGCGGAGUAUCAUUGUCCUCCUCCUUAUUCUGGGCUUGUUUAAAUAUGCAUUGGCUAAAGAAGGGUUUUGCUCUGCUCCUUCAGUGCUCAGCACUGAAUCGAAGUCAAAGCCUCUUUAUUGGAAAGUCGACAAUCCCACUCUCUCUCCUGUUCACCUUCAAGAUUUGCCUGGAUUCACACGUAGUGUUUAUAAGAGCGAUCAUGCUUUGAUAACACCAGAAAGUCAUGUAUAUAGCCCAUUGCCCGAUUGGAUCAACACAUCAGGGGCAUAUUUAAUUUCACCACAUAUGGGUUCACACUUUGUAAUGUACCUAGCUAAGUUGAAAGAAAAUUCAAGAUCAGGACUACCCCUGCAUGAUGUGGAGAGAUUGAUUUUUGUGCUCCAAGGUGCUAUCACCCUCACUAAUUCUGCUGGUGUUAGCCAACUACUGAAGGUGGAUUCGUAUGCUUAUUUUCCUCCAAAUUUUGAACAUUCAAUUGAAUGUGAUGCUUUUGCAACUAUUGUGGUAUUUGAACGAAGAUAUACCCAGCUGCCAAAUCAUGUCCCAGAGCCAGUGGUUAAUUCAACUGAUAAGCAACCACUCCUUGAAACUCCAGGCGAGAUUUUUGAACUGCGAAAGCUACUUCCAACAUCUUUGGCAUAUGACUUCAAUAUCCAUAUAAUGGAUUUUCAACCUGGAGAAUUUCUUAAUGUAAAGGAGGUCCAUUAUAACCAGCACGGUUUGCUGCUAUUGGAAGGGCAAGGCAUUUAUCGUUUAGGUGAUAGUUGGUACCCAGUUCAGGCGGGUGAUGUCAUUUGGAUGGCACCAUUCGUCCCACAAUGGUAUGCUGCCCUAGGUAAAACAAGAUCACGAUAUCUUUUGUACAAAGAUGUGAACAGAAGCCCAUUGUAAUUGUAAUGUUGAUGGACGUUAGAUGAAUGAUAUGAAGGAUACUGACCUCCUUAUUUAAUGAUUUAAAUAAAAUGCUAAGUACAUUAACUGUCUACAUCUAUAACAUCUAUAAUCUAUAUCAAUAUAUAAUUGCACUUUCCUUUUGUGUACACAUUUUUAA
Cajanus cajan (pigeon pea) is the source of this 1188-nucleotide messenger RNA. It is a transcript of the gene UGLYAH, whose product is annotated as ureidoglycine aminohydrolase. NCBI's taxonomy places the organism in Eukaryota, Viridiplantae, Streptophyta, Magnoliopsida, Fabales, Fabaceae. Gene Ontology annotation, molecular function: ureidoglycine aminohydrolase activity. The record is from RefSeq and is a predicted model, not a curated record.